GCGUAGUAUCGGCAUAGAUGUGACACAUCCCGUGAGAACGCCUUCGGGAGGUUUCUUUUUUGUUCCUCUCCGCUUUCCUCCGACGAGAGAGGUAACCUCGCGGAGGUGCAAAGGUACGACCGAACGAAUGUAAAGCGGCCCUGACGAGAGUCUGAGUCGCGCGGGCCGUCGGUAAACACACGCGCGGGAUUUCGAGAGCCUCCUUUGCAUUCGUUCGAUAUCGCGUAUCUCUCUUGAUAUCAUCUGCCUCUGUUCACAGAUACAUUGUAUCCGUAGUUUUAGGGUUUCGGAAGGGAAAAAAAAUCGGCUUUCCUCCCAUUUUCCUGUAGGUUCUCUCGGUUUCUUAUCUUUACGGGGAAAGGUAAAUGUGGCAGAUUUCAACUGGACACACGUGAAUUCUCCCAAAACGAAUCUCCCUACCCUUGGGACAGAAAUCGAAGACAUCCGCGGAGAAAUUGCAAAGAAAACAAUGAAUCCGAGUUUUUCUUCUUUCCGAAACUUUCAAACUACAACAUUCGAUUCUUUCGUUCGUGGAGGUUAGAUAGCGGAAGGGUGAACAUGCGGGGUAUCGCUCAUGCCGAAACUUUCGCCCUGUGUGUCUAAGGGCUAGAGAAUUGCGAGGAAAGGUCGUCGGACACGAAUUUCACUCGGAAUUUCAUCCUCGUUCAUCUUUUAAUGAGCAUUGCGUAAGAGAUUCGGCACAAUUCCGCGACACAAUACUGAAAUAAAUACUCCGCGCGCAUUAUCAUUGUAAUAAUCAUCCCGCAUUCGUUACGUUUCACGCCUUCGCUCUGGUAUUAGUGUUUCGCAGCGCUCGUACCGUGACAAAUUCAUGUGCAAAUAAGUUAUUUGUGAGCGAAACCGCAGACACACGAGGUAUAACACCCCCUGCUGCUGCGCCGCGUCGUCGGUACGGCUUUGUUUCGCAUCGAGUGCAGAAAAGUGGGCAUAAGCGUACAGCGGGCGGCCAAGACGAAUUCUAUCUCGUCCUCCCGCGCCGAGUCUUUACCGCCGUUGCCACCGUCGUCGUCUUCUCCGCGGGCCGAAUGUCGCUCAUCUCCGUCAUCGAGCCAGUGGAUGACAAAGAGCCACCAGUCGGCCGAUUCGCCACCAGAAGGAAGAGCGUCUUCGCGGAGACCUACAAUCCCGAGGAAGAUGAGGAGGAUGAUGGCUUCAAGAUGGUCCAUCCAAAGAGCGACGAACAGCGACAAAGGCUCAGCGAGAGCGUUAAGAACAUACUUCUGUUUCGCGCCCUAGACGAGGAACAAAUGGCGGAUGUAUUGGACGCGAUGUUCGAAAAAACCAUUCAACCGGGAGAAUUUAUUAUCCGACAGGGCGACGAUGGUGACAACUUUUAUGUGAUCGAGAGGGGGAAAUUCGAGGUUUACGUGAAGGAUCCCACGGGGGUGGACAGUCUCAUUCACACUUACGAUAAUCGCGGUGCUUUCGGAGAACUGGCCCUUCUGUACAACAUGCCCAGAGCAGCCACCGUCAAAGCUAUCACACCCGGCACGCUCUGGGCCAUGGACAGGCAAACCUUCCGGCGUAUUCUUCUCAAAUCCGCGUAUAAGAAGCGCAAAAUGUACGAAGACCUCAUCAACAAAGUGCCGAUGUUGAAAUCCCUCGAGUCUUACGAGCGCAUGAAUUUGGCGGACGCCCUCGUACCAAAACAGUAUUCCGACGGCGAGCAAAUAAUCAGGCAGGGCGACACGGCGGACGGAAUGUACUUCGUCGAGGACGGCAUCGUCAGGAUCACUAUACUCGGCGAGAACGGCCGUGAAAUCGAGAUUAAUCGCGUUCCGGCCGGCGGUUAUUUAGGCGAACUGGCACUCGUAACGCAUAAACCACGUGCUGCUUCGGCCUACGCUGUAGGGGACAUCAAACUGGCAUUUUUGGACGUUGAGGCAUUCGAGCGUCUGCUCGGCCCGUGUAUGGAACUUAUGAAACGUAAUAUUGACGAUUACGAGGAUCAACUAGUCAAAAUUUUCGGCAGCAAAACCAACAUCUCGGACAUCCGAUGAACUGUCCCCGGGCAGCUCGUCAUCGCCGCGCCGCUGUACUAGAGACACGACGCCUUUCGUACAGCGUAAUAAUAAUAAUAAUAAUAAUGUAUAAGGAGCACAAAAAAGAACUUGUACCACCUACUUCUGAAUCUCAUCCGCGUGUUUUCGAGCAUCAUCUCUCCGAGAGUCGACUUUCGUAUUGACUAUUCACCUAGACAUAUACCGGUGUAAGAUUCGUCGAUGAUAGUUACCAAGUUUAUACCUGUGACACACACAUUGAACGAAAAAAGGCCGCUCUCCGACGACUGUGUCGUGUAUGUAACACGAUAUCGACAACAAAAACACGGUAUUAUAUAACAUAUUCUCUCCAAGACUGUAUGCGCUAGAAUAUGAAUGUGAGAGCGUUAUAGCGCGUUCCGCCCGCUCGGUCGGUCGGUCGCGAAAGUCGUGCGCGAGUAUUUUCAGGUGUUCUCUUAGCUGAUUUUGCAUUCGCGCCGUCCGUGGUGUCGUAUGUCCCUCGGAAACGCCGGGAUUCGGGGGCAGCGUUUUUAUUAACAUCCGACUUAUCCCCGGAAUCGACUCGACAUUGCCUGUCUCGAUGUAUAUCUCGACCUGUGUGCACACACGACCACACACACUCGCGCGUUGUUCGUUUCGAGGUAAUCGGAAGUAAAGUUAUAAUUUCCCUUGUUUCUUUGCACGGCACCGCCAAAAACCCGGAAUAUUCGAAAUCGAAUGCUUCUUCUCGUUGAACUUCUCUUCUUGGCCGGGGAUAAAUUGCAGGAUAUACGGUUGUUCAGUCACGCUAAGACGCUCGUGACAGUCUCGCGAGAAUUUUAGAGAAAAUACCUAUAACAUGCAUAUCACUCUUCCAGAGAUAAUGAAAGUAACAUAUUGCCGUCGUUGAACCGAUGAGAAAAGGGAAAAAAGGCGGAACUAUACGAUACUCUUUGAUACCUCCCCCCACCCCCGCAUUCAGCAACAAAUAAUAUCUUGAAAUAUCAGAUGCGACAAUCAAUGUAUUUCACCUUUAUAAUUUGUGCAUUUUGGACGCGCAAUCCGCACUCCACGAGUGAACACGCACAUACACGUACACAAUAUACGUCGCACGCGGCGCACAUGCUCGUGAUAAAAUAAUUUCUAAGCACGAUAAUAAUAUAUUUGAUGUGUGUUUUCAGUCCGCAUAAUAGUAUUUCCAUUCCAUUCUUUUACUAUAAUUACAGCUUUUCUAUAUGUGGAGUAUUUGAUUAACAAUCGUCGUUUACGUUUCUACGAUGGCUCUUUUAAUCGGACGUGAUUAGAUAAAUCUCUUCGGUGCGUGCCAAUUUCGUUGAGACUCACGCACGUCCUGUGUAUUCCGGCGUGGCUUUUACGCUUUAUAGAUUUUACACAAGACGCGUAAAUUUCACCAGAAAUUCGGCGAGAACGCACUCCCGUACUGAGGAUUAACUUGCAAUUAUUUGUGGUUGGGAAGUAAACUAGCGCACAGUAUUCCGUACUACUAGUUUUUCGCGUCUAAGAGAAGAUAUCAGUUGCACAUUCUAAAAUCGCAGAUCUACUCUCUGAAUCUGAGAAGAAGACACAUAUUUCAUCGACCCGUAACACCGUUACCGCGCCAAUUAUGUUUCACACUUCCGUCACGGUAAUGUCACCCUGGGUAAAAUCGCCGAUUCACAAAACUCACUUGUUUACCGUUGAAGGGUAUAUCGUUCACGCGAUCGCAAGACUCGUACAAACGCAUUCUAUUUCGGAUAUAGAACAACUUGCUACACGCGUAGAGAAUCCAAGAUUAGCGAGCCUUAAAAUUGGCUUAGACGUGCGGACGCGUAACGAUGCGUUGCGAAGCGAGUUUCGUUGCUUGUGUGUAUGUGUGUGUGUGUGUGUGUGUGUGUGUGUGUGUGUGUGUGUGUGUGUGUGUGUGUGU
This is a messenger RNA of Dinoponera quadriceps, 3927 nucleotides long. It is a transcript of the gene Pka-R2, whose product is annotated as cAMP-dependent protein kinase type II regulatory subunit. The record is from RefSeq and is a predicted model, not a curated record. Gene Ontology annotation, molecular function: cAMP-dependent protein kinase regulator activity. NCBI's taxonomy places the organism in Eukaryota, Metazoa, Arthropoda, Insecta, Hymenoptera, Formicidae. The coding region runs from base 1047 to 2021 and encodes 324 amino acids. Gene Ontology annotation, biological process: regulation of protein phosphorylation. Gene Ontology annotation, cellular component: cAMP-dependent protein kinase complex. The transcript is spliced from 8 exons.